GACAUAUCAUUACCAUAUGAUCUACUGUGGGUGUCAGCCUAGAUUCUGUUCAUUGCGGGAAACCUUACUUUUUUAACUGUGCUAUGGAAUAGAAGAUGCAGGAGGGUUUUCCACCAAAUGACAGGCACUGAGCAGUAAACUACCCCUCCUUCUUUCCACACCUGCACUGUCUUCUGCCUGGCUUGAAUAUUUUAGUUUAAUUGCAUCUCAACUCUGAGGGCGCCUGUUGCAAAUCCCUGGAUUAAAAGAUUCACUGCUGCUCUCUUGAAUAGAUGAACUAAACCAUGAAGGUAGCUGUUUUCUUCCUUCUCAUCCUGCCCCUUUGCUUGGCCAAGUCAAUCGAUAAAACAGUCUUGUUUGACUUUAUGAUUGAAGAUGAAGCAGGUUCUGGAACUACCGAUGCUCCAGAUAUUUAUCCUCCAGAGCAAGGCCCAGUAUGUCCAUUCCGCUGUCAAUGCCAUCUUCGGGUUGUGCAGUGUUCUGAUUUAGAUCUGGAUAAAGUUCCAAAGGAUCUUCCCUCAGAUACUACUCUACUGGACCUACAGAACAAUAAAAUCACUGAAAUAAAAGAUGGAGAUUUCAAGAACUUGAAGGAGCUUCAUGCACUGAUCCUUGUUAACAACAAAAUCAGCAAAAUCAGCCCUGGAGCUUUUCUUCCACUCAACAAACUGCAAAGACUUUACCUUUCUAAAAACACCUUGAAGGAACUUCCAGAAAAUAUGCCCAAAAGCUUGCAAGAGCUACGGGCACAUGACAAUGAAAUAAACAAACUAAGGAAGGCUGUCUUCAGUGGACUGAAUAAUAUGAUUGUUGUAGAACUAGGCAGCAAUCCAUUAAAAAGCUCGGGUGUAGAAAAUGGAGCCUUUCAAGGGAUGAAGAGACUCUCUUACAUCCGUAUUUCAGAUACCAAUAUAACUACUGUCCCUAAAGGUCUUCCCACAUCUCUCACAGAACUUCAUCUUGAUGGCAACAAAAUCAGCAAAGUUGAUGCAGAUAGUCUAAAUGGACUCACCAAUUUGGCUAAACUCGGACUCAGUUUCAAUAACGUUGCUAGUGUGGAUAAUGGCUCUCUAGCUAAUGUGCCACAUUUGAGAGAACUACAUUUAAACAACAAUGAACUUGCCAAAGUACCUCCUGGGCUGGGAGAACACAAGUACAUACAGGUGGUCUACCUUCACAACAAUAAAAUUGCUGCCAUCGGCCCCAAUGAUUUUUGUCCUCCUCGAUACAACACCAAAAAGGCUACUUAUUCAGGAGUGAGUCUGUUUAGUAACCCUAUACAAUACUGGGAAAUCCAACCAUCCUCUUUCCGAUGUAUCUAUGAACGUUCUGCAAUACAACUUGGAAAUUACAAAUAGAUGCAUUAAUGUAUUUCCACAAUAAAUACCUGUUGCCUGUUAAAAUGUUUGCUAACAUUAAAGCCAAAUACUGGAAACUUAACUGCAGAGUGGAUAUCAUUAUACAUGUAAAAAACCUAACAGAUCAUUCCAAGUCAAAAUUGUUGAAUUUACUAUGUUUUACUACAUUGUCAGUAUGUGGUAUAUUUCUGUGUUAUCUAUCAAUUAGCUGAUUGCAAUAGAUUUCUAUAUUCCACUGUGCAUGAGAUCUGGGGUAAAUAUUUGUCAGGCUUUUCAUAAUUAGAAAUUAUAUAGAUGGUGGUAUUUAGAGCAACACAAAGAAAUUAUUUGGAGGAAAAAAAGAUGAAACUUUCAGUAUAUAUAUUAUAUAUAAUUAUUCUCUGGAAAAAAUAAUCAGCUGAAGCCUCAGUCAAACUUCCUAGGCCUAAAACCUGAAUGUAGGUACCAGUGUACUUAUAUAACAUGAGCAAUAUUAAAAUGUUGCUUUUGUUAGUAUUCUUUGUUAAAAUAUCCUCUUAAUAUAUGCAAAUUUUCAUUUCUAAAUAUCCUAAAUAUAAUUCUAUGCAAAAAUGGGAAAACAUUCUACUGCACAAAAUACAUGAUUAUUGUAUCCCUGGAUGCUGCUAUUUCUGAAUUAUAACAGGUAACGUCUUGAGAAACAAUUUGUCUCUCCUUGCUCACAUGACCACUUUUGAUUGUCAUAAUCCACUAGGCAAUUUACCCAUACAAUUUCCAUUCAUCUGAACAUCUGCAGUAAAUCACUCAAUGGGAUGUACCCAAUGAAAUUAUAGGCAUGUUUAAAUUUAAACAGGAAUAAAUCCACAACAUGAAUUCAUUGCUCUUAAAUACAACGCACUUUCAUCUCCUCUUUUCACUACAUUUGAGUUUCAGCAUUUUAAAAUACAAUGUAGAGAGAUAUGCAGACUACCUUUUCAGCACUAUCUAGAACAACCUCUGAGAAUAUUCAAUUGGCCAGAACUAGAUAAGCAUAUUUGGAAGUCUUUUAUUUCAAAAGUCAUCUGAAAGCAAACCUUCUAUACAUAUCUCUAUAACUGGUUUUAGUUAGUAGCAAGCAUAUCAAAAUAAGGCUGUACAUUUCUGGGAUCACUGUCUCCAAAGUCAAUUGUAUAUCUUUCUAUGUGUCACGUUAAAUAAAUGUUUGGAUACCACUUAAUUGUCCAAAAUACAAUACUUUUAAUGUAUGUAUGUUUUUAUAUUAAACAGUACUGGCAAACUGCAAAA
Messenger RNA from Rhineura floridana, 2600 nucleotides. It is a transcript of the gene DCN, whose product is annotated as decorin. Lineage: Eukaryota; Metazoa; Chordata; Lepidosauria; Squamata; Rhineuridae. The record is from RefSeq and is a predicted model, not a curated record. Gene Ontology annotation, molecular function: protein binding. The transcript has 8 exons. The coding region runs from base 285 to 1358 and encodes 357 amino acids.